This is a messenger RNA of Lycium ferocissimum, 678 nucleotides long. RefSeq names its product F-box/kelch-repeat protein At3g06240-like. The transcript has a single exon. The record is from RefSeq and is a predicted model, not a curated record. Bases 1 to 678 code for a protein of 225 amino acids. Lineage: Eukaryota; Viridiplantae; Streptophyta; Magnoliopsida; Solanales; Solanaceae.
AUGGAACCCCCUCCAGAAUUUCCACCGAAGGACUUUUGUACUUGGGGAUUGGGAUAUGACUCAACUAGUGAUGACUAUAAGAUCCUUAAGAUUGAUCGCAAAUUACGCAGUGAAAUUCUCGCUUUGAAAAGUGGUUCGUGGAGAUUAAUGGAUAGACAUCCUACCAGUGUUUACCCUGUGUUGUCUGGUAUGGACUCUAUGGCAUUUGUAAAUGGUGCAUUUCAUUGGCUUGGUUCAUCACUAAGUUAUUCUGUGGUUUCAUUUAGUAUUUCAAAUGAGGUGUACGGAGAGAUACCGUUGUCAGAGGAAAUGUGCUUGAUUUUCAACUUACGAUACAUCAAACGUGGCGUUACUUUAUUGGGAGAAAUGCUCUGUGGUUAUUCUACUUUUAGUGAGGGGAAGGGAACUUUUAAGCUAUGGGUAAUGAAAGACUAUGGCGUGAAGGAAUCCUGGAAUCAAGUGUUUACUGUACAAGGAACCGGUCUUUAUUCAAUCAUACCGAAAUAUGGGUUUGAAGAUGAUAAAGUGCUACUCUUGUGCAAAUCUUCAGAACCUAGCAGUUCCGUACUUAAGACAUCCAAAGGACCAUUUGGAUUACGACAUCUAUGUGAUGAUACCUUUCAAGGAGGAUUUGUUUAUACAGAUAGCUUUAUAUCUCUGAAAUUACUAAUUAGUUAA